GUGGUGAGCGCGGUCUCUCCUCUAAUUUCUCCUCACUCCGCCGGCUGGGAAACGCGGACUCUGGUACGAUAGUUCCGGCACCGGAAGAGAGGGCUGAUAACCAGACCCGGGAGCCGCCGGAAACACCGACCCUCGGCCUGGCAAGGGAAAAGGGGCCUCUCACUUCCAAGCAUCCCACACCAAAGACGGCCAGGACGGCAAGGCGGGAAUCCUGGCCCUGGGCCCUCGGGUCGGAAGCAGGCAAGAGUGGGGCUGAGGGCUAGGACCCCCCCUCACAAUUUAACCUUUGGAUCCCGUCAUGGCCAGAUGUGCAGACUGAUGCCAAGAAGGGAGACUUUGUGCAGCUGCCUGUGCCCAUUAUCCAGCAGCUCUACCACUGGGACUGUGGCCUGGCCUGCUCCAGGAUGGUACUGCGGUACCUGGGCCAGCUGGACGAUGGUGAGUUUGAGAAUGCCUUACAGGAGCUGCAGCUGACCAGGAGCAUCUGGACCAUCGACCUGGCCUACCUGAUGCGCCACUUUGGCGUGAGGCACCGCUUCUGUACCCAGACCUUGGGCGUUGACAAAGGUUACAAGAACCAGUCCUUCUACAGGAAGCACUUUGAUACAGAGGAGACCCGGGUGAACCAGCUGUUUGCACAAGCCAAAGCCUGCAAGGUGCUGGUGGAAAAAUGCACGGUGAGCGUGCAGGACAUCCAGGCGCACCUGGCGCAGGGCCACGUGGCCAUCGUGCUGGUGAACUCGGGGGUGCUGCACUGUGACCUGUGCUCCAGCCCCGUCAAGUACUGCUGCUUCGCCCCCAGUGGCCACCGCUGCUUCUGCCGCACCCCUGACUACCAGGGCCACUUCAUCGUGCUGCGCGGCUACAACCGGGCCACCAGCUGCAUCUUCUACAACAACCCAGCCUAUGCUGACCGAAUGUGCAGCACCAGCAUCAGUAACUUUGAGGAGGCCAGAACCAGCUACGGCACAGACGAGGACAUCCUCUUUGUCUACUUGGACAGCUGACAGCAGCAACCUGGUGUGGCCAGGCCCUCGGACCCCUAUCCUACCCCACCCCCAGCAGACCCACUCAGGAUGCUCUGGCCCAGGCCUGGGGCUGCUGGUGCUGGGAUGCAGAGCUGCAGCCUCAGCCUGUCUGACAAAACCCCAGGGAACUCUGAGAGACUGUGGCACAGCUGCUGUAUCCACCAGUGCUGUGUGUUGUCAUGCCGCUUACCCCAGAGUGCCUGCUGGUUGCUGGAGGCAUCCCCAGAGCAUCCAAAGGGAGUCUUCCCCAGGACCCCAAGCCUGACUCCAACUGUGCUCAGGGGAAUUUUAGCCCCGAGGGUGCCCUUGUUGCCUUUGAGCUGGACCCAAGGUGAGGGGAGAGUCCUGAGCUGGUCUCCUCACAGACCUUGCGACUGAGUCCUGGAGUGAGAGGUUGCUUGACCCAGUGUCACUUGGCAGGACAGCAUCUGCUUGUUUGGAUACAGCAUAGCCAAACUCAAACCCCUGUGGGCUGCUCCAAGCCCCUCUCUUCUGGGAGUUCUGUAGACACCCCUAUGCCCCGUGGGGGAUGCUACCACCACCUCCUGCCUCCCACUGGGCCCAGGUUUCUGUGGCUGGGUUUUGAGGGCUCUGACCUCUGCCACGUGGCAUGGACACACCUCACAGCCACUCCAUCCUGAAGAGCCGUGGCCCCUGGGGACUCUGAGGUUUCUGGAAACCCUCCAGGUACUCCAGCUCUGUAGGGGAAGGGCCCUUGGGGCAUGGGGUGGGCCCAAGCUCUGUUGGUAUGCUCUAGGAAUAAAAAGCUGCCCAGGCCCCAAGGAGCCCCUACACCCAUGAGGCCUUCUGACACCAGCCUAACUCCAGACAGUGAGACCCAUCCUCAGAGUGUAGGGAGCCCCAAGUCUCUCGACACUGGGUGCUAGGAUGUGCACUUCUGAAGCAAAGGCAGGGGACAGCCUGUGGUCUCCUGCCUACCCUGGUCCUCAUGUCAGGACCUUUUACACUGGGUCUCUUCUGUCUUGACCAAGAAAGGUGGUGCCCACCCAGGAUCACACAA
This is a messenger RNA of Galeopterus variegatus (Sunda flying lemur), 2049 nucleotides long. It is a transcript of the gene GUCD1, whose product is annotated as guanylyl cyclase domain containing 1. The transcript is spliced from 7 exons. Bases 405 to 1007 code for a protein of 200 amino acids. Lineage: Eukaryota; Metazoa; Chordata; Mammalia; Dermoptera; Cynocephalidae. The record is from RefSeq and is a predicted model, not a curated record.